AUGAGCUCCUACCUGGACUACGUGUCCUGCGGCCGCGCCGGGGGCGGGGGCGACCUGCUCAGCCUGGCGCCCACGUUCCGCCGCGCCGACGCCCGGCCGGUGGCCCUGCAGCCCGCCUUCCCCCUGGGCAGCGGCGACGGCGCUUUCGUGGGCUGCCUGCCCCUGGCCGCCGCCCGCCGCCCCGCGCCUUCGCCGCCGGCCACCCCCGCGCCGCCGCCCGCCGCCCCGCCGUUCGCGCCGUGCCGCCUGGAGGGGGCCUACGAGCCGGGCGCCGCACCUGCCGCCGCGGGGGCCGCCGACCUCGCCUUCCUGGGGCCCGGGCCCGCCUUCGACUUCCCGGGCGCGCUCGGGCGGCCGGCCGACGACGGCGGGGCGCGCGUCCACUACGCCACCUCGGCCGUGUUCUCGGGCGGCGGCUCCGUGCUGCUCAGCGGCCAGGUGGACUACGCGGCCUUCGGCGAGCCCGGCCCCUUCCCGGCGGGUCUCCGGGAGCCCGCCGACGGCCUCGCCGGGGCCUUCCAGACCGCGUCCCCGGCCCCCGGCGCCUACCCCACGUCCGCCUCCCCGGCGUCCGGCCUGCCCGCCGCGCUCAGCACCUUCGAGUGGAUGAAAGUGAAGAGGAACGCCCCCAAGAAAAGCAAGCUCACCGAGUGUGGAGCCGCUAGCCCCUCCAGCGCGAUCCGCACGAAUUUCAGCACCAAGCAGCUGACAGAACUGGAGAAGGAGUUUCAUUUCAAUAAGUACUUGACCCGAGCCAGGCGCAUCGAGAUAGCCAACUCCUUGCAGCUGAACGACACCCAAGUCAAAAUCUGGUUCCAGAACCGCAGGAUGAAGCAGAAGAAAAGAGAAAGAGAAGGGCUUUUGCCCUCUGCGGCCACCUCUGUGGCUUCCCUCCAGCUUACCCUCUCGCGCAAGAACCUGGGGAGCCCUUCUCAGGCCCAAGAGCCCUCAUGA
Molecule: messenger RNA, 954 nt
Organism: Pipistrellus nathusii (Nathusius's pipistrelle)
Lineage: Eukaryota; Metazoa; Chordata; Mammalia; Chiroptera; Vespertilionidae
Source: the annotation of a GenBank genome assembly